CGUGACGUCGCCAUCUGCAUGUCACACUCACCCAUCGACCAGUUGUAGCUAAAAGGGGGAGGGGAUUUCCCAAAGUUGUAGGUCUAGUAUGAGCGUAACCAAGAACUAAACUCUACGGCCAACACGUCGAGACCUCAGCGAUCGAAAGGGACCACUUCCUUGACAGUUGUACAUUAGCUGUAGAAGGAUGACACUGGUGCAGCAGAAGCAGGGGCUGACAUUCGACUUCGCAAGCAACAACAUGGACCAUGAGGAGCAGUUCACCCCGGCAGUUAUUGUAGAACCCAUCGAGAGGCCAGCUGUUGAGAUAAAGGAAGAAGUGGAGUUUGUCUACAUAGACUCAGUUGUGGCGCAUGAGGAGGAAGUUGUGAGUGACACAGUUGAAGUGAGCGACAAGAAGGAUGCUGAAGCGAGUGUGAGUCAGGAGAAGGGGAGAGCCAUGAUGGCGGCACAGGCGCUGGUGGAGAUGGACUCCCCGACUACAGCAGAGGCCAAGCCCAUCGCUAAAAUGGAGCCCCCAAGCCCCACCGACAGUGGCGUGUCAGACAUGGAGACAAACUCCCACGAGGAAAACAAGGCAAGAUUGCAAGUCGUGCCUGUGUUUCCAUUAGCCAUGGGCGUCCCGUUCAUCCCACCGUGUGCCGCGGGGCCGCCGCAGGUCGCCAUGAGGCCGGACGUGUGCGUGGAGGUCCCCCCCGUCAUGCAGAGUGUUCAGGUCCAGACCAUGCCCACCCAGCUGGCCACGGCAGCGCUGCCUGUCACACCACCCAAGGCCAAGAAAGUCAAGAAACCCCGCAAACCCAAAACUCAGAGACCAAAGUCCCCCACCAGCAGCAGUGGCAGCGAUACAGGCAGCCCGGAGCACGGUGUGUCCUCCCCUCCCAUGAAGAGAAGACGAGAAGGUAACACCAUCUACCUGUGGGAGUUCCUGCUGGAGUUGUUACAGAACAAGGACACCUGUCCCAAGAUCAUCAAGUGGACGCAGAAGGAGAAGGGCAUCUUCAAGUUGGUGGACUCCAAAGCCGUGUCCAAACUGUGGGGUCAGCACAAAAACAAGCCUGACAUGAACUACGAAACCAUGGGGAGAGCUCUGAGGUACUAUUACCAGAGAGGGAUCCUUGCUAAGGUGGACGGCCAGCGUCUUGUCUACCAGUUCAAGGAGGUGCCAAAGAACAUUGUUGACGUGGAGGCCCUGGAGACAACGGUAGAGAACAUGGUCACCUCCGAGUGAACCCACCAGCACACAUGACCUUUCUCCUACACAGUCUACCCCCCUGGUCUGAGUGGAGCAGUCCUCCGUAGUAUAGAAUCUGGACUUGUGCUGGACUCUACCACUUGAUAAGUGGGUUCACAUAUAUUCCUUCAUGUAGAUAGGCUACUGUGGAGGUGUGUAUGAUUCCUUUGGGAUAACCUGGACAAUUUCUUAUCCUGUCUCUACCUCUGUUGUGACUAUAAGUGAACAGAGAAAGAUUUGUAUGAUUAUAAGUCGAUUAUGUACUGAAUUCAUUAGAAACAGUGAUUGUCAUGUUGCUUGUUAUUAAUUCUUUUGUGCCCAGUGGCUAUUAAGUAUUUCUUCUCCAUACCAUUUUCUUGAGUAACAAAACUGGGAAACCCAAAAUUGCUAUUAACUGAAAAAAAGUCUUUGAGCUACAAAUACACAUUGAUUUGUUUGUAAAUGUUGAUGCUCUUUGGAAAAUUAUGACAGGAUAAAAAUGGAACCAGUUUAUCCCACUAAAGAACAAGAUGAAACAUUCAAAGACUGUAAUGUUGACUGUAAAUAGAAACAUUCGAGUGGUGUAUUUUUGAAUAAUCUUGCCCAGAAUAUGAUACAGGAGAAGAAAGAAGAAAAAAAAACUUAUUUUUUGUGUUCUCACUAUUGUGAAGCUGGUUCCUUCCCACUUAAAAUACAUGUAAUACAAGGAAAUAGAUCAGAAAAGUAAGAUAAUGUAGAACAAUCAAUCAUGUAGACAGGCCUUAUAAGACAGAGAAAAAUAUUUAUUGUUCCACGUAGAGUUUUGAUGCUUAUUGUUGCCAGUACCUGUAUGUGUUGGACACCAAGUUGAAUGGUUCCUGAACUUGUGCAUUGAUAAGUCUGUGUAAAUACUGGCUAUUUUGUAAAUAUGAUGGGUGAUACCUCUGCUUCGAAAACUAGGAAACUUCUGGGAAUGAUGGAAAAGAAACACUGUAACCAAAUCAUAUUAAAAAAUUUGGAAAAUAUACACAACAAUCUAAAUGGAGAUAACGUUCACAAAGAACUGACGGAGAAAUUUAAACUGCAGUGUAUUGCCUUAUUUGGGCAUCCUUCCCAGAAUUCCUCUGAAGCAGUCACAGACUCGCACAUUCAGUAACAAGUCGGAUGUUCUUCAGUGAGAUAGGGAAAUCUCGUACUGUAUAAAGUAGAGCGAUUGUUUCCAACCUUUAUGAACUAAAUUAUCACAAUCGUCAGUUAACCCUCGUAUGGAUUUCUGUUGUUCUUCCAUGUUUUAUAUUAUUAGAUGUGUGUGUGUGGUCCAAAAGUUUUUAAAAAGUUUUUCCCUUUGAGGGUGCAGUGUGUGUAGUGAUGUUUUGUUGUUGCUGUUACUCACAUUAUGGUGUGUCUUGAUUCUGUAGGUAAAGAGACCUACAAGAAAUGAUAUUAACCAAUGUGUCAUCAUGUAGUGUAUGCAUUUAACAGCAAAAAGAGGAAUUUAAUGUAGGUAUGCCUUGAAAAUGAAGGGAUGCCUUUGACGAAAAAGUAAUGAAUAUAAUAACGAUGUACAGCUAGCUACCAUGUGCCACAAAUGCACAUAUCAACUCCAACUGUAAGUAAAAUGGCACAUUGACAGAAAUGUUAUUUCCAAACGAUACAUUGUCUAACCUUGUAGUUCAUUGAACUUAACAAAUGGACCAACUACACUCCUUUUCUUUUUUCUAGCUAGAAGAUUGUUUUAUCACACUUUUGAACUUGUGCACCAUACUUGUACGCAUAAAACAAGAAUAAUAUUCUGAGGGGAACGUAAUUUUGUGACGGGAAUGAUCGGAUACUUUUUCACUGUUCCUACAUGUAACAUUUACUAUUCUUCUCGACAGUUCGUCUCAUUUUUGCUGAAGAUAUUUCUGUGCUAACAGUAUUGUUAUACCAACAAACUCAGAUAAACUUGUAUUUUGACUUCAAUUCAUGAAGCAAUCUUUCAAUAGCAUCUUUUGUACAUUUUGUGAUGCAAAUCAUUCUUGGAAGAAAAGGAGAAAUACAAUCUAUAGUAUUUAUAGUUCAUCUUGCACCUUGGUCCAAUACAAGUCAGUUCAGCACAUGUUGACUUGGUUUAAUGUUCCAAGUAGCAACCACUUUUCAUCAGUAUGUAUCAAAUAGAAGUCUGUACAAAUAGUGACAUCAAUUCAAAAGGUAUAAGCAGAAAAAUACAGCAAUAGAUACUUAAAAGAUGUAAGUAAGAAAUUUAAUAUUUUUCCAUGUAAUGGACUUUCAUUUCACACGAAGUUUAAGAUAACCUAGACUUUGGAACUAUUUUGAGUGAAUUUUUGACUGUAGUUAAGAUAUUUGCAACCCUGCAUUGUACAUAUUGCUAUGGUAGAUAGAACCCUAUUUUCCUGCAUCUUGACUUAGUAUCCAGGUCUAAGAACAUGUGUUCUUUUGUUGUUGUUGUAAUGUUAAAUAAAGAACCACUUUGGUUUGGGAAAUGUU
Messenger RNA from Branchiostoma belcheri (Belcher's lancelet), 3679 nucleotides. RefSeq names its product ETS-related transcription factor Elf-2-like. Gene Ontology annotation, biological process: cell differentiation; regulation of transcription by RNA polymerase II. Gene Ontology annotation, cellular component: nucleus. Gene Ontology annotation, molecular function: sequence-specific DNA binding; DNA-binding transcription factor activity, RNA polymerase II-specific. Bases 188 to 1231 code for a protein of 347 amino acids. The record is from RefSeq and is a predicted model, not a curated record. The transcript has 9 exons. NCBI's taxonomy places the organism in Eukaryota, Metazoa, Chordata, Leptocardii, Amphioxiformes, Branchiostomatidae.